AUGGCCGGCGACCGCGGCCGCGGGGCCGCGGAGAGGGUGGCCGCCGCCGUGGAGGCGGUGGGAUCCGGUGGCUGGGAGUUCCGGAACGCGUACAGGCGCCAGCUGCUGGCGCUGUCGCGGCGGAUCCGGCUCCUCGGCCCCUUUGCCGAGGAGCUCCAGGAGGCGCGCCGUGGGCCCGCGGAGGAGGAGGAGCAGGAGCGGGCACUGGCGCCGCUCGCCGACGCGCUGGAGGAGGCGCUUGACCUGCUCCAGCUCGGCCGCGACGGCAGCAGGAUCUUCCUGGUCCUUGAUAGGGAUAAAGUAAUGAAGAAGUUUCAUGAAUCAAUUGCUCAGCUGGAGCAAGCCUUGUGUGAUUUUCCAUACGAUAAAUUGGAUAUAUCUGAUGAAGUUAGAGAGCAGGUUGAGUUAGUGCAUGUACAGCUCAAAAGAGCCAAAGAACGGGUUGACAUGCCUGAUGAUGAGUUCUACAAUGAAUUACUUUCACUGUAUAACAAGAGCCAUGACCCAAGUGCUGAAUUGGAUAUCCUUGGAAGAUUGUCAGAAAAGUUACACCUGACGACCAUCACUGAUCUCACACAAGAAUCCCUUGCUUUGCAUGAGAUGGUGGCAUCUGGUGGAGGUAACGAUCCUGGAGAACACAUUGAAAAAAUGUCAAUGCUAUUGAAGAAGAUCAAGGACUUUGUGCAAACUCAGAACCCUGAAAUGGGCCCACCGGUGACUACCAAGCUAAUGGAUUCCAACGGGCAGCCAAGACCUGUAAACAUUCCUGAUGAGUUCCGCUGUCCAAUUUCUCUUGAGCUGAUGAAAGACCCCGUUAUUGUUGCUACUGGCCAGACAUAUGAGCGGACAUUCAUCGAGAAAUGGCUAGCUUCUGGGCAUCAUACUUGUCCAAAUACUCAACAGAGGAUGCCAAACACGACACUGACACCAAACUAUGUUCUUAGAAGUCUUAUUGCGCAGUGGUGCGAGGCCAACGGGAUUGAUCCACCGAAGCGCUCAACGCAGCCUGACAAACCCACAUCUUCAUGCUCUCCGAGUGAACGUGCUAUCAUCGAUGCUCUUCUCUCCAAGUUAUGCUCUGCAGAUCCUGAGGAACAGAGAUCAGCUGCUGCAGAGCUCCGGCUCCUAUCAAAGCGGAAUGCAAAUAAUCGGAUCUGCAUUGCUGAGGCUGGUGCCAUUCCCUUACUAUUGAGUCUCUUGUCGUCAUCUGAUCUGCAGACUCAGGAACAUGCUGUGACUGCACUUCUGAACCUCUCUAUACAUGAGGAUAACAAGUCUAGCAUCAUAUUAUCUGGUGCUGUCCCGGGCAUAGUUCAUGUUCUGAAGAAUGGAAGCAUGCAGGCACGGGAGAAUGCUGCAGCCACCCUUUUCAGCCUAUCGGUGGUUGAUGAAUACAAAGUAACAAUUGGGGGAACAGGAGCUAUCCCUGCCCUUGUAGUUUUGCUAAGUGAGGGCAGCCCACGUGGGAUGAAGGAUGCAGCAGCUGCUCUAUUCAACUUGUGUAUUUACCAAGGGAACAAGGGACGUGCUAUACGAGCUGGCCUUGUGCCACUCAUCAUGGGGCUCGUGACAAACCCCACUGGUGCUCUGUUGGAUGAGGCUAUGGCGAUACUCUCAAUACUGUCCAGCCACCCUGAGGGUAAGGCUGCAAUCGGGGCAGCAGAGCCAGUUCCCGUGCUUGUGGAGAUGAUUGGAAGUGGGUCACCGAGGAAUAGGGAGAAUGCUGCAGCUGUGAUGUUGCACCUGUCUGUGCAUAACGUGCAUUUAGCUCGGGCACAGGAGUGCGGCAUCAUGGUUCCGCUACGGGAACUGGCCCUGAAUGGCACAGAUAGGGGGAAAAGAAAGGCGGUGCAGCUCCUUGAGCGAAUGAGCAGAUUCUUAGUUAUGCAACAUGAGGAUAUUGCUUCCCAACAGUUGGACGAGAUCGAGCGUCCACUUGCUGCCUUAGGACCUAAUGUUACAGAGGCUGAUCUUGACCAAUUGGGAUUUCUUUAA
Molecule: messenger RNA, 1995 nt
Organism: Miscanthus lutarioriparius
Lineage: Eukaryota; Viridiplantae; Streptophyta; Magnoliopsida; Poales; Poaceae
Source: the annotation of a GenBank genome assembly